Molecule: messenger RNA, 800 nt
Organism: Triticum urartu
Lineage: Eukaryota; Viridiplantae; Streptophyta; Magnoliopsida; Poales; Poaceae
Cellular component (GO): chloroplast
Source: RefSeq, a predicted model, not a curated record
UUUUUUUAAUUGCGAAGGAAGCGAAACGAUAGCCGGAGAAGCUGGAAGCGAAACGUGAGCGGAAGCCAAGAAAUGGGCGCGCUCUGCCUGCUCCCGUCCACGCCGCCGUCCUGCUCGGGCCGCGGCCUGGCCUCCUCGCCGCGCCCGCCCAGACCCGCGGCCGCGCUUCCCCUGCGCCCCUCCGCUUCUCCCUGGCCGCGGCCCCAGCUCGCCGCGGGCGGGGGCCGGCGGCGGCUCGCCGGCGUGGCGCGUGGCAGCGGGGAGAAGGGGGGCAAGAACGGCGGGGCGGAGUUCUUCCGGGAGGACGGCGUGGUGGACGACAUGGACGGGUACCUCAACUACCUGUCGCUCGAGUAUGACUCCGUCUGGGACACCAAGCCUGCUUGGUGUCAGCCUUGGACAAUAUUACUAACAGGAACCGUUGCAGUUGCGUGUAGUUGGGUGCUCAUCCACUCUGCUGUGAUUACCGGAGGAGUUUCUUUUGUAAUAUGUGCAUGGUGGUACAUAUUUCUUUACUCCUAUCCUAAGGCAUACACCGAUAUGAUAUCCGAGAGGAGGAAAAAGGUGGCCAGCGGUGCUGAAGAUACCUACGGGAUGGAGAAAAUGUAACCUUGUUUGUAGUAUUAUUUCCAGGGAUAGAUAGAAAAUGGUUCUGCAGGUUGCACUACUGAUAUGUAGAAUUUAUUCCUCACAAAAUCGCUACAUCAAAAUACAGAAUCAUGCUUCUCGGCUGCUUCCUCAUUUUUUCCUUCUUCAUUGGAGUGUGCCUCACUACCUUGGAAAAAGAUCAGCAUUGUACA